Danaus plexippus (monarch butterfly) is the source of this 3749-nucleotide messenger RNA. It is a transcript of the gene Hil, whose product is annotated as hillarin. NCBI's taxonomy places the organism in Eukaryota, Metazoa, Arthropoda, Insecta, Lepidoptera, Nymphalidae. Bases 446 to 2869 code for a protein of 807 amino acids. The record is from RefSeq and is a predicted model, not a curated record. The transcript is spliced from 15 exons.
CCCCGCGAGCGUCGCGCGUCCGAUGACCGUACGGCUGACAGGUGGCAAAUUAAAAAGUUAAAAUGUCACAUUCUAUGCAAUGACAUUUUUCGUUUUUUUUUAAUUUAAAGUGAUGCAUAGAUUUUCUUACGUGUCAGUGUUGUGAGUGUGCAAGUACGUUACUAUAAUUGACACCGAGAAGGUUAUAUAUUUCAAUGUUGGCAGAGUUUUGCUCUAUCAUUUCGUUAAUAUAACCUGAGCUAACGCAGGGACUGUUUUUUGGCGAACCAGGGGUUCCCGGAUCGAUAUAACUUGUAAGCUACCGUGUUAAUGUGUGGAGGUUAAUGAACUUGAUAACUCCCGAAAACUCCUUGGUCCGUAUAAAGAACGAGUAUCUAAUAUAUGUAAGUGUGACAAUGUUGAUGUGAGUGUAGUGUUGAAUUAUGACGUGAACGUAGAAAUAGCCAUGUAUCGGCCAAAUUUCUACGAGAGCACGUGCUUUCGUUGCAACGAAAUUGUGUAUCAAGUGGACAGGGUUGGCCCGUUGAAGGAUUUCACAUUCUUUCACAGCGGAUGUUUCAAAUGCGCUGUAUGCGGCACCAAGCUGACUUUGAAGACAUACUACAAUAAUCAGCAUUGGACGGAGGAUAAGGAGGUUUAUUGUUCGAGCCACGUUCCUAAGAUCGGACCAGGUCACUUGGAUAACUCCUCAGUAGGCAUUAGGAGUGCGUUGAACGUGCCCAGAAGUAACAACUACGUGAACGAGCAGAUCCGAGGUUACGCCAGGAAUAGCCAUGAAGCUGAACUAUCACCAACUCGCGUCACCAAUGGCAGCGUCAAUGCUUCUCCGGCGCGUGAGCUGUCACGUGACACUCCAGAUUACCAAUACGGAAGGUUUGAUGCGAGCGCUCUGCACAUCGCCCACGCUCUCAAACAGACGGAACUGCAAAAAGCCUAUCACAGACCAAGGGAGAAGCCUAUCGACUGUUACUUGGAUCGUGACGAACAAACAAAACUGGAAAUGAAACACAGGCAGGAAGAAGAUGAUUUGUAUAGAAAGUUUUCUAAACACAGAGAGGAAGAAAAUCGUAGAAUACGAGAAGAAAUACAGGAUGAGUGGGAGAGGGAGUUAGAAAGAUUAACAAACCGAUUCCAACAAGAGAUGCAAGUGAAGAAACGAAGACCAGAAUCUGAGAUAGGAGCCCUGACACUUCGACAUCAACAGGAGAGAGCUGAUCUGGAGAAGAAUAUGACUCUCCGGAGAGACAAGAAGAAGGAGAGCUUGACUAGAAAGAUGUUAGAACACGAGAGGGCUGCUACUGCAGCACUGGUUGAAAAGCAAAGUCACGAGAUGAUGGAACUGAUCCAGGAGCGUAGAUCUGAAUACAUGGCAGCAUCCUCCAUAUUCCUGGACGGAGAAGAAGCACCCCCUUAUCCUUCUCGUGCUCCGCCCCCUUUGCCGCCGCUUGUAUCCAAAUUCCACAUAUACACAGAUCCUGCGGAAUUCGCGGAUGUUGAUAAGAUUGCUAUUUCCGUAGCGCAAGAGGAUCAAAAAACUUUUACCGAUUUGGUCCGACAACUCGUGGGUAGAUGUGCGAGUGAUGUCGAGAAAGCGAGAACCAUUUUCCGCUGGAUAACUGUGAAGAACCUCAACAACAUACAAUUUGACGAGAACCUCCGAGGGGAUUCCCCCCUGGGAUUACUUAGAGGCAUCAAGCACGGCACCGAGAGUUAUCACGUCCUGUUUAAGAGACUGUGCAGUUAUGCUGGUCUCCACUGCGUGGUAAUCAAGGGGUACAGUAAAUCAGCUGGCUACCAGCCUGGAGUACGUUUCGAAGACAAUCGCUUCCGCAACUCGUGGAACGCGGUGUACGUGGCCGGGGCCUGGCGCUUUGUGCAAUGCAACUGGGGGGCGAGACACCUUGUUAACGCUAAAGAUGCGCCCAAGCCAGGAAACAGAGGAAAGAGCGACAGCUUGAGAUAUGAAUACGACGAUCACUAUUUCCUGACGGAUCCUCGCGAGUUCAUCUACGAGUUCUAUCCGCUUCAGCCUGACUGGCAGCUGUUGAAGACGCCCAUCACUCUACACGAUUUCGAGGAACUUCCCUUCGUGAGGUCGCUGUUCUUUAGAUACGGACUCUACUUCAGCGAUCCCAACACCAAAGCUGUUAUGUACACCGACUCUACUGGUGCGGCGACUAUGCGUAUAGCCAUGCCGGCACACAUGCAGAGCUCGUUGAUCUUCCACUAUAACCUUAAGUUCUACGACACGGAGGGCGACGGUUUUGACGGGGUCAGCCUUAAGCGGUUCGUCAUGCAGUCUGUGGUUGGUAACGUUGUAUCGUUCCGUGUACACGCGCCCUGUUCCGGGGCCUUUCUCCUGGACAUUUUCGCGAACGCCGUCACACCCAGGGAAUACCUCACCGGCGAGCCCAUGAAAUUCAAGAGCGUUUGCAAAUUUAAGAUUUGCUGCGCCGAACUACAAACAGUAAUGGUGCCGCUACCAGACUGUGCUAGCGGUGAGUGGGGGCCGACUAAAGCGACCAGACUCUUCGGCCUCGUCCCCAUCACGCACCAGGAAGCACUUGUAUUCGCCGGCAGAGAACUAGAGAUUCAGUUCCGAAUGUCGCGCCCUCUAGCGGACUUUAUGGCGACUUUACACAAAAAUGGCAUCGAUGAGAAACGGCUGUCCAAAUACGUGCAACAAAACGUCUCGGACGAUAUCGUCAGCUUUUACAUAACAUUCCCAGAGGAAGGUCAAUACGGUUUGGACAUAUACACUCGCGAGCGCGGGGGACCCACGGCCAUACACAACGGCUCCAGCGAGAAGGAAAAGCACCUACUUACACACUGCUGCAAAUAUCUCAUCAACAGCAGUAAACGAAACUAAAUGAAAAAUAUGUAUCGGUUAUACUAUAGAAGAUAUGUUUUGUAACUCAUAAAAUUCAUACGAGCCGUUUAAUGUAAUGUUUCUUCAAUCUUGGAGUCUACUAAAACGUCUCCAAGUACUGUCAAUACUUUGAAAAAAAACAGCAGAAGAUUAAAAAUUUUAUAACUAUAUCUAUUGUUAACAAUUUUUAAUAGUUAUAACUAUAUCCAAAUAUAGGUAGGUUAUAGGAAAAUAAAACACCGAAUACAUUGUAUACAGAUCUUUGUCAAAUUUAUUAACUCUAGGUUGUGCCGAGCAAUCCAAUUGCUAACAUAUAAUUAAUAUCAAAACAUAUAGUUCUUAUAUAUUAAUUAUAAGACAUCUAGAAUAAUGUUUUUUACUUAAUAGAUAUAAAAAAAAUAACACUACAUUAAUAUUAAGUGCAAUAAUUAUAUAAUAUAUUUUUUAUAUAUAUUUUACAUAGAACAAUCCGGAAAGUCAAGAUACGAGACAGUUUAAAGGAAAUAAUGAGCAAUAGAUUCUCAGACAUUUUAAGUUAAGACUGACAAACUUAUCUAAAAUAUAUUACUAAGAAAUAUUUGAUCGAAUUAAAUAAAUUAAUUGUACAUAAAAUGAUAUUUUCCUAUGAAAGUAAUAAAAAUCCAUGACAAUAUAUUAAACAGCUCCCGCCAAUGAACUCUAGUAGAUUCAAACUGAAAUAUUUAUAUUAAAAAAAAUUAAAAAAUAUUCACUACGGAAUGUCACCAUUACGAUAACUGUAAACUUGCUCCACUUACGCUUAACCAAACAUGAACUAACAUUAAGAUCGUACGUAAUUUAUACUUAUAUUUAAUAAACACUAUGUAAAUUUUUAUAUAAAAUAUAUGGCAUGUUAUUUUUA